Molecule: messenger RNA, 8287 nt
Organism: Argiope bruennichi
Lineage: Eukaryota; Metazoa; Arthropoda; Arachnida; Araneae; Araneidae
Exons: 17
Coding region: 488-6049 (1853 amino acids)
Biological process (GO): activation of GTPase activity
Molecular function (GO): protein binding; guanyl-nucleotide exchange factor activity
Source: RefSeq, a predicted model, not a curated record
CCUUCUGUUCGAAAGUCUGCCGACCCUGGCAGAAAGAAAAACAGAAAAAGAAUACAACAGUUCCGUAAAAAGUAGUGAUUUUGUUUCUCAUAUGUAGCACUUAAUUACACUUCCGUUCACUUCACUGGUCUUAACACAUCGUUUGCGGUCUUCUGAAGUUUGAGGUGACUUUCCAGCGUGUGGCAGUUAACGGUUUCGGUUGACCGUUGAAAUAAGUCGUUAGAUUGGAUAUUCGUUUCGGUGGCCUCCAGAACGUUUUGUGCAAAAUAUCGAAAUUUUUUUGAACAUUUUAUUGUGAAGUGUUGACAUUUGAAGUUGUGGGUUCUAGAAAUAUGUGAUUAUGCCUUUUGGAUUAUUUUUGAACCAAUACUUUCGUAGUCUGCUAUUUUGGUUUGAUGGCUAGCUGCAAUGAAAGAGCUUUCCAUCUCCCAAGCCCAUCUUUUGUUUUUUGGUUUUAUAUUUGGCACCUUGUUUCUCCUAGAUAAUUAUGAAAUCUUACUUGACAGAGGCAGAAGCAACUGCCACUACUUCUCAAUCCACUUCAUCCACAUCUAGACAACCAUUUAAACUUCUACAAAACCUCCAGCAGUGUCACAUCUCAAUAUUUUCCAAAAUGGCGUCUUCUUCAGCUUUAAAAUCUGUAACAAAUCGGCAAAGGAGGACAGAUUCUUCUGCCCUCCAAAGAAAUUCCAAAUUAUUUGAGAGCAGUAAUUCCACCACUCCCAAGAAUAAAGUUUCUAAUGUCACUCCGCGCCAAAAAAAUAUACUUAAUACUCGAACUGUUACAAAACCUGCUAAUAGUGAUUUAAAAAAGCAAGAAACUCCAUCAGCAACAAAGACUGAGACUUCCAGUUCGACUACGACUAAUUCUGUUGGAAGUUUGACGUCAUCUCCCAAAUGGUCCCACAUAAAGAACAAAUUUGAAAAUGGAUCUUCUGUGGAGAAAACUAAGCUAAGUAAAACAAUUUCGUUGAAUUCUGAAGGAAAUGAUAGCAGUAAAAUACAGAACUGUGAGUCCAAAAGCAUGAAUUCAUUAUUAGUUCCUGAUUCUAAAGUGAGUGUGGGUAAAAAUGGGAUUACCGUUAAGAAAAACGAUAAGGAUGUGUUACCCAAAUCUGAAAGUCGUGCAACCGUUUCAAAACUCAAAACAAUUGACGAUAAAAGUAAACUAGAAAUUGGCAAAGGAGCUAAAGGUAUUACUCAAAGAGAUCGAUCCAGUUCGCCAAAAAAUUCUUAUGCUAGCAUUCCAAAAUCUAAUGCAACAAAUUGCAAAUCGUCAAAAAACUCUUCGUUAAACAUCCCUGUAACAAAAUCAUCCAGUCAGUUUUUAAGUAAUUCAACUAGAAGCUCUCAGCUUUGUAAAUCUUUAGGAAAUUCAUCGGUUUCUUUGUCAAGUAAUUCAUCUAAGAAUUCAGAAGCAGAUGAUACAAAUAGUGUUAGCAGUUCUAUUUCUUGUAACUCAAAAAAUUCUCUACUAAACAUUCCUUCUGGUUCUAAUUCCAGAAGUAGUUCGCCUAAAAGUUCCUCUUCUAACAUUCCUCGAAGUAGUUCUCCAAAAAGUUCUCAAUCAAACAUUUUGUCUGCAAAUGUGUCAGCUCUUCACUCUGGGUUAGCUGCAAAAAGAAAUUCACAAGUUAAUAAAAUGGCCUAUUCAGCAGGUAACAAAAAGACUGAAAGUAAACCUAAAGGAAAUGUUACUCAAUCUAGUUCUUUGCUGUCAGAAAAAGAUCGUUUGUUGCUGAACAGCGUUUCAUAUAUUAACAAAACAUGCAGAAUCUCUUCAACAAACAAACAGAAUGAAUCUUCUAUUUUAGGUGGUGCAACUAAUAAAAGUUCAGCUGCUAACCAUGCAGAAAAAAUACAAGAUUUAGUGAGGAAUUCUCAAUCUUCAUCAAAAACAGUAUGGGUUAAAGACAGUGCUGGUAACUGGAUUAAAAGAGCAGACACAGAAUCAAAAACAACUGUUCAGUCAAAGGUGGCUUGUUUGCGAAGUAAAUUUCUUGAAAAUGAUAAAGAAACCGCCUUGCCUUUAACUAAAUCUGUAACUUCCAGUAAUGUUCCUGCCAAACUAUCUCAAAGCCGUCCAUUGGCAAAAUCGAGUACUACAAGCAGUAUUUGUGAAAAGACAUUCAUGGAUGACCUUACUCAGAAAGGAAAAGGCGGGUCUAAUAAGCAGUCUGAAAAUGGAAAAAGUGAUGUUGAAAACUCAAAUGUUACUUCGCAGAACUCUCAUCAUAAGAGAAAUUCUGUUGAUAGCGAUGCUAAAUUGAAUAUUGUUCAAAGAGCGAUACUCAGUUACGAAGGAAAUUUAACAUUGCUUUCACCAGAAACACAAAGAAGACUGAAAUUAGUGAAUGAUAAAGUCAAGGCUCAGACUGAUGAUGAUAAAAUACUUAAAUCAAAGACUCAGGAUAGUGAAACAAAGCGAACUAAAAGUACUGCACCAGGAGAAAGCAAGAACUCUAAAAAAGUAAGCAGUCAGAAGACAGUUGGUGAACCAUUAUUACCAACCAGAGACUUUUUAAGUCGCUAUCAACUUAUGAACAAAGAUCUAAAAAGGAAUUCUAGUCCUCCCGAAGAAGCUUCAUCCCCAAAACCUGUAGAACAAAAAGUUAAUUUAGCAUCAAAAAGCAUUUCUCGAUCGAAUGAACUUGAUGGAAGCAAGAUUACUAAAACGCUGACUGAUAAAAUUACACCUCUUAAUUCGAAUGGUAACUUUAAUAAAGUUGAAAUUUCCUCUUUAGGACAGAAGAGCCAACAGAAUUUAAUUCUUAAUUUAUCAGAAAAUCACUUAUCUGUGAAAACGUCUGAAUCUCAAGGUGGUAGUAAUGUAUUGCUCCCCAAUUCUUCCUUUCUGUGGCGACGUUCUACAACUGCUUCUAGCGAACUUUCAAAGAGCAGUACGACUUCAAGUGUUUCUUUGACUAGCUCCGACUAUAGAAAUUACUAUGAUGCCCAAAAUUAUUAUUCAACCUUAGACCUUGAAAUCGAAAAACGAAGUGAAAUCCCUGACGAACCGAUUUACAUUGAAUCUCAAGACUCGAAUAGUAGUGAAAACUACUAUAGUACAGACAGCGGUCCUUAUCAGAAUAUAGCAGAGAAUAAAAAAGAUACCAUUGGUGAAUGGACUGACUUCAGUGAUGAUGAUAAUGUGAGAAAUAGUUUGCCAAGUAAUCAAAGCAGCACUUUGAAGAAAAAAAGGAAUAAACGCCACACCAAUCAAAAGAAUAGUCAAAAUUUGCAAAAGAAUCAGUACUCUUCUGAAGCAAAAAAGAAGCAACAAUUGAAUGACACCAUCUCAUUUACAGAUUCUAGUGAUACUCUCAUUAAUGAUGAAAUCGAAAAUGAAAGCACUUUCGAAAUGUCCGAUUCGAAUCACUUCUAUGAGCCUGUGUAUGAAAGUCUUGGGAAUUAUCUUCUGAAUCAAGAUGAUCAGGAGGAUGAAAAUUGUAGCUUGUCCUUGUCUCCUGAUGACAGAGAGGAUAGAGACUUUUUACAGUGUUCUCUUUCCAGUUUGGAAUCUGCUGAGAGUGCUAAACAAGAAAAGGAAGAAAACUAUGCUUCGUCAAAGAAUUCGGAUAAGAGCAAUGAGGAUAAAAAAUCUAGUAACAAAAUUAGUCAGUUGAGGAGACAUUUAUCUUGGACUAAAAAUGACAUUCGUUUAGAACUUUCUUCUAAAUUCAAUAAAAUUAAAAUAAAAAAGAAUGGACAAAAUUCAACGCAUAUUGGCGUCAAAGUUCAGGAACAUGAUUCUGUUAAUACAUCACCUAAGAAAAAGACAUUUAUUAAAUGCAUUCUUCGUCAAAAGAGCGCCAGUAGUAUUCCUGUUAAAAGGUCACCAUCUCCAAAGAAAGAGAGUGCCUUAUUCUACGUCCACUUAUCGAUGGGUCAAGAAAAACAACGUCCAGUUAGUGAUUCAGUAGUUGCUUCUAAUACCACUAAAACUAUUGAAGAGUCAGUAUUAAACAAAUCAAAAAAGCCAUCGGAAACAUCGAUUCAGGUCAAUUCAAAAUGUGGUCAGCAAAGACCUCGAUUCAGGAAAGUUACUGGCCCUACUGUUCAACGUCCAAAAACGCCACCACCAUUACCUCCAACUGUUAAUCACAAUACCACUAAUAAAGGAACUUCCGAAGAUACUUCUAAUGGAUUAUCUGGUGACAAUGAAUCUCAUUUUUAUACCUGUUUAGAUCCUGAUUAUUUUCAAUUAGGCAAUGGCAAUGAAUCUGUAAAUUACGAAGAUAUCUUCCCUUCAGUUUUAAACAGCAGAUUUCAUGAUUCAGCAUCAAAAGAAGAUUUGAUCAAAGAGAACAAAUCAAAAACAGAAAAAGGCAAAGCAUGCUAUUCCAUUAAAUCAGAUGACUUAAAUUUGCCACCUUUUCCUACUUUCCAGAGUGAGCUCUUGAAAUCCCCUUUUGAAGAAGAGCCAAUGUAUCAAUUCUACCAAAAGGAUGUCCAACAAAGAGCCACUCUUUGGUAUUCCGCUGAAGGAUCUGAGUCGGAUUUUGAAGACGAUGCUUCCAGUAAGUUCUCUGAUACGGAUUCCCAGCCGAUGGCAAAACCACCUGUUUUGCAAUCUCAGAUGUCUGCUAUGGAUUUAGUACAUGGGGAAGGUGGUCAGAGAACUCUGUGGUGUGAAGUUCCUGAGGUAGUUGAAAGUGGGAUUUUAAAAACUAUAUCCUCAAAGGAUCGCAAAAUACAAGAAGCCAUGUUUGAAGUCAUUACCUCAGAAGCUUCAUAUCUUAAAAGCUUGAAUUUUCUUUUUGAGCACUUUGUUCAAUGCCCGGAAUUUAGUGGUUCAGAAACCAAUAUUCUUGACAAACGAGAGAAACAUGUCUUAUUUUCUGAUAUUCAGCCUGUUAGAGAUGUUAGCGCUCGUCUUCUUGCUGACUUAGAAAAGAGAUGGCUGGAAAAUAUACUGCUGAGCAAUAUAUGUGAUAUCAUAUAUGAACAUGCUAGCAAAUAUUUUUCAGUUUACAUUAAAUAUUGUUCAAAUCAACUUUAUCAAGAAAGGUUGCUAAGAGAACUUAAAGAAAAACGACCUGAAUUUGUUGCAGUAUUAAAAAAAUUAGAAUCUAAUGCAGUUUGUCAAGGAUUGGAUAUGCACUCAUUUUUAAUGUUACCUAUGCAAAGGAUAACACGCUUACCAUUACUGAUUGAUGCAAUUUUUCAUCGCCUUUCACCUGAUUCUCCAAUUUAUGAAAGUUGUAAAAUGGCUUUGGCAACACUAAACAAGCUUGUAGCAGAAUGUAAUGAAGGAGCUCGUAAAAUGGAGCGAAUGGAAGAGAUGUUAGUGAUCAGCCAACAGUUGGACUUCAAAGACUGCAAGGGUUUAGGUUUGCUGUCGGCUUCUCGUUGGUUGGUCAAAAAAGGAGAGCUUGUACAGCUUCUUUUGGAUAACUCUAGUCGUCGAACAUUUGGACGUAGUAGCCGCUGGUGCAAAAUCCAAUUAUAUCUUUUUCUCUUUACGGAUUUGUUAGUUGUUACCAGGAAAAAAAGUGAUGACAGUUAUUCUGUGGUGGAUUUUUGUCCUCGUAAUAUGCUUCAGGUAUUGUCAGUGGAUGAAACUAUGCCACCCUUGCCAAUGCGCUUACCUUCCAACUAUAGAAAUCUUUUCCAAAUGAUUAUGUUGAAUAACAAGGAUGGAAAGACUGUUGAAAUGCUUCUAAGCUGUCUUCUUGAGAGCGAUAGAACACGAUGGAUGGAUGCAAUGACACCAGCCAAGUCUGAAAAUCCAGACGAAAAAAUAUAUGAAGAAUGGGAUUGGCCACAGUUUCAGUGUACUCAUGCUUAUAAUGCCCAGCAACCUGAUGAAUUAUCAUUGGAGGAAGCAGAUGUUGUGAAUGUUUUUAGGAAAAUGUCAGAUGGCUGGUUUGAAGGCGAAAGAAUUCGUGAUGGUGUCAGAGGCUGGUUUCCGUCCUCCCAUGCAGUGGAAAUCAUUACACAACAUGUCAGAGCUCGUAAUUUACGCCAAAGAUAUCGCUUGUUGAUGCUUUCUCAGACUUAUCUGGAGGAGCAAUAUAAAGCUCAAGCAAUGCAAGCAAAAAAAUGAGUCUUUAUUUCAUGUAGCAACGGGUAAUUUUGCUGCCAUGUUGCAUUGCCAUAAAUCAUCUGCCAUAUUUAUUGGGCAAUAGCAAUUUUGUACAUUUUUCGAACUCUGGAAUAUUUUCAUUCCUUUGAACUUUUAUACUCAUUGCUUAUUUUCUAUUAACUGAAUUUUGUUGGAUGUGUAUUAUUUGAAUAGUGUAAAAAUAAUUUGUAAAUAUUUUGUUUUUAUGUGUAUAUGUUUGAACUUUUAUAUAUUUUGUUCUUUGUUAUGUAUAAUUCUUUGUGAACUUGUACUUUUUCAUCAGAUAGUUUUGUAAUGUUUUGAAGAUUACAAAGCAGUAGUAUUUUUAUUUAUUAACUCCAUAUAAUUGUUUAAACUCGAAUAAUUUGAAUAUAAAAUAUUUAUUUAAAUAACUUCAUUUAUUAAUUGUGAAUAUAUUAUUUGAAAAAGAAACAUUAUUUUGAACUAUAGUUUUCAAUAAAUCUGAAACAUUUUUGAUAUUUGUAAGAUUAGAUUAAAUUGUAGUCUUGAUAAGAUUUUCCUUUUAAAAAAUGACCAAAAUGUACAAUUUAAAUGCAGUAUUUUUAACUGAAAAAAGAAGCGUUUAACAAUGUAUUGUGGCACUAAAUACAAUAUUUUAUGAAGACAAUAGAUAGUUCAAAGAACCUAUUUAGAAAAUGAUAGCUUAUUGUCAAAAAAAAUGGAUCUUUUAUAAAUGUACUGACAUAGCUCUUUACUAAAUCAUUGCUUUAGUAAUAACUAAUAACUGUUUUCUAAUUUCUUCUUUUGGUCAUUUUCUGUCGAAUGAUCUCACUAUAAAUUAUUCAUUCUUAUUUUCCAUUAAUAUAUUUAUACAUCUCUUUUACAAUAUUUUCAUAAAAUGUAUUUGUUAAAUCUGACUAAAUUUGUUUUAUAUUUUUAUAAAGAAUGGUGAUAUUUUGCAUUUAUCUUUAAGAUACUUUAUAUGAAACAUAUUUCUAUUUUCUAAACAACCAUUUGUUUCCACCAAUAUAUUUUCUGUGAGCAAUAAUAUUAAAGGUUCCUGUCUAGUGUGCCUAAACAUUUUUAUCUCAAGGAAUUUUUGUAAAUAAGCUGCUUUAAAGUGAAUGAAACAAUCAUUGAAUAAAAUGGUGCACACCUUUGUAAACCGUCCCUAGAAUUUUGAAGCAAGUCCAGACUUAACAUGCUUUCAAAUUGGUAUGGUUAUAUUGUAAUUCCUCGUAAAAUAAAUUAUUUUAAUUGUAGCUCAUUUAGAAGGUACAAUUUUAAUUUAUUUAAGAUGUGAAAGUGUAAUUUAAAUUUUGACAUGAACUAAACAAGAAUAAAUAAGUUUCUUUUUAUAUUGAAAAUGGAAUGAGUAUAUUCAGGAUUCAUUCUGGGUUAUUCAUUGGGAAGCAAAUUAUUAGCAAAUAAUAAUAAGUAUGGUAAAAUGCUAGUUUUGAAAUAUUUAUAGCUGAAAAAGUGUCAGGAAUAUUCAUAUCUAAUUUAAGACAUUAUUGCUAAUUAUAAAAAUUAGUGCAUUGAAGCAAAUUCUACAAUCUCACUAACAAAUCAAUCAGUUAAAUGAUCUAAUAAGAUAUUUUGUCAAUUUUUUAAAAAUUACAUUAAUAUUAUCUGUAAUAAAUUUCUUUUUAUUAUGAAUACUGUAAAUUAAACCAAUAAUUUAUGUUAGUAUUGUAAUCAGUCUUCUUAAUGAUUUCCCAAUUUUUACUAUUUUACAUAAAAUUAGAAAAAAAAAACUAAAGUGUUUGUAUUUCAAAAUGGAUAAAUGAAUACAGUUAGUAGAGAUGGAAUUAAAUAUUAUUAACAAAAGGAAAAUAUUGGAAACCAUUGUAUAAAUGUAACUUCCUAGGAUGAUUUGCUUAUAAAGACUGCUCGUCAAAUAUUCGAAAGUUGAUGGCUAUUGUAAACCCCAUUUUGUCUAAAAAUAAAUUAAUAAUAUUCUGCCGAGUUCAGAAAUUAAUUUGUUUGUACAUUAUUUCAUUUGAAAACUAUAUAUAUAUAUUUUAGAUCUGAGAUUAUUUCUCUGGGUGUUGAAAUUAUUGGCUUAUAAUUAAAAUUUGAAAAGCGAAAGCAAGCCUAACAUUUUUACAUGCAAAACAAAUAAACAAAUCAUUUUUUAUAGUAAAAUAGAAAUAUGUUAAUUUUUUUAUACAGAACUUUAAAAUAGAUUGUUAAAAAUUAAAAGCACAUUUCAAAUUUCUACAGCAUUCAUGUAUGUGCAACAAUUUUUUAUUUUAU